GUCAGAUAUUUGUAGCGUGUAAUGUUGCGCGCUUUCCUGUCAACUAAAAUCAAAACAUAAAACAAAGAACAUCGCACGAAAACGCUCGCCGUGUUUGUUUUUGUCACAAAACAACGCAAAAAAUCUCAUUUUUUUUUCAUUUUAAAUUGUGGAAAUUGAAAAGAAACCUUAAGUUGUCUGGUGUUGUGAGUAUUCCACGAGAAUGGGGGCUAGAAAACUGAAUACCAUCGAAGAUCUAAGUGAAUCGUGGGUCGAGCUCAACUCUGGCGGGAUGCUGAGCGGUGCGGAGAAUGAAUACAUACGUCUACUCAGAGAGGCUCAGAGGGAGAGUCGGGACUCCUCCGUGCGGCACUCGAGAGCGUCCAGCGUCAAGGGAAGUCCAAAAUCGCCACCAAACAGUCCGAAUCUAGAACCGUCUACUGAAGACGAACUUAAAGGGGUCUAUAUCAAUUGUUGGAAGGAUGACUCCAAUGACUGGGUGUGGGAAUGGAGCAGUCGGCCCGACCAGGUGCCUCCGAAGGAUUGGCGCUUUAAACACCCCCAGAGCGCCAGAGGUCCGCCGUCAGCCACGUCCUCCAUAGAGGUGUUGGAGCAGCUCGCGCCGGCUAUGCAACAGAGCCACUGUCUGUCUGUCCGUCGCACGUGUCUGUUCAGCCGUGGCGCGGUCGCCGCUGUGCUCGUUACAAACAUCGUAUCCCUCCUCCUGGGAGCUGGAAUCGGUGUGUGGCUGAGCAAGAAAGGCAUGCUCCCUCCCAGACUCAUCAUUCUCAACUAGGUUCUAAGACUGAAUAUCGACGGUUUAGGUAUAGUUAUGCGAUUAUCGACUUUAUUGUCAUAACAAUAACGAUUCUUAUCGGGAA
Molecule: messenger RNA, 860 nt
Organism: Vanessa atalanta (red admiral)
Lineage: Eukaryota; Metazoa; Arthropoda; Insecta; Lepidoptera; Nymphalidae
Gene: BNIP3
Product: BCL2/adenovirus E1B 19 kDa protein-interacting protein 3
Exons: 7
Coding region: 203-775 (190 amino acids)
Biological process (GO): positive regulation of apoptotic process; mitochondrial outer membrane permeabilization
Cellular component (GO): nucleus; mitochondrial outer membrane; mitochondrial envelope
Source: RefSeq, a predicted model, not a curated record